Messenger RNA from Aplosporella prunicola CBS 121167, 887 nucleotides. RefSeq lists its product as uncharacterized. The transcript has 2 exons. Lineage: Eukaryota; Fungi; Ascomycota; Dothideomycetes; Botryosphaeriales; Aplosporellaceae. Bases 1 to 825 code for a protein of 274 amino acids. The record is from RefSeq and is a predicted model, not a curated record.
AUGCCAGUGUGGCCCGAAACCUGGAGUCAAUGCCGUUUCCAUAACGCCAAACACAAUCCCGAUCAUCAUCAUCAGCAACAGCAGCAGCAGCAGCAGCAGCAGCAGCACAACGAGCAGCGCCGUCCCGCUCGCUCGCUCCCCGCUCAGCCAGCUGCCGCCAACGCCAACAGAGAAGGCAAGGAAGAAGCCCGCCGUCUGGAAGCCGAAGAGGCGCAGUACGAAGCCGACAUGCGCGCCGCCAUCGAAGCCAGCUUGCGCGAGGUCGCUCCCGCCGCCGCCGCCGCUUCUCCAACCGGCCCCUCUCUCCCUGCCACCAUCGCCGGCUCCGACUCCAACGCCGACGACGGCUUCUCGGCUGACGACAUCCGCGCCGCCAUCGCUGCGAGCCUGUGCACGGCGGCCGCGGAGACGGAGUCGCUCUCCUGCGGCAGAGCCGCUCCCGCUCCCACAACCACCACCACCAUCACCAUCACCACCAGCAUUGCUAACGCCGACGCCGACGCCGAGGAGCUCGACCUCUUCCUCAACGGCGCCUACGUCCGCGGCAACUUCUUCGCCAGCGACAACACCACAGCGGCGAACCUCGCGUCGGCGCGCUCGAGCAACCAGGCGCGCACAGCGGGGGCAGAGGCGCUGCUGCUGAGCAUGGAUGUACGCGGAGGAGACGAGGGCGAGGAAGGAGAGGAGGAGCAAGAAGAGAGGAAUGGGUGGUGGAGGCGGUAUUUGCGGCGCGUGGCCGAGUUCGAUGAGGAGAUGUUCGUGCUGUUUGGGACGCCGAUUUCGUGGCACAGGACUGAGGAGCUGUUGCAAGCUUAUCGGUGGUGAGGGGCGUGGGGGUGUAUGUGUAUGUUGGGGUGGGGUAAGUGCUGUACUGCUGUACUGCUGCU